Thamnophis sirtalis is the source of this 1126-nucleotide messenger RNA. The record is from RefSeq and is a predicted model, not a curated record. NCBI's taxonomy places the organism in Eukaryota, Metazoa, Chordata, Lepidosauria, Squamata, Natricidae.
GGUUUUGACCAGCUGCGCGUAGAAGGGUUACUGUGUGACGUGACCUUAGUGCCAGGAGAUGGAGACGAAGUGUUCCCUGUGCACAGGGCAAUGAUGGCGUCCGCUAGCGAUUACUUCAAGGCUAUGUUCACAGGCGGGAUGAAAGAGCAAGACUUAAUGUGCAUCAAGCUGCACGGCGUGAACAAAAUAGGUUUGAAGAAGAUCAUCGAUUUUAUUUAUACGGCGAAACUUUCCCUCAACAUGGACAACCUGCAGGACACCCUCGAAGCGGCCAGUUUUUUGCAGAUCUUGCCCGUGCUGGACUUCUGCAAAGUGUUUCUUAUAUCCGGGGUGUCCUUGGAGAACUGCGUUGAGGUGGGGCGAAUUGCCAACACGUACAACCUCACCGAAGUGGAUAAAUAUGUGAACAAUUUCAUCCUCAAGAACUUCCCAGCCCUGCUGAGUACGGGGGAGUUUGUGAAGCUCCCCUUCGAGCGCCUUGCCUUCGUCCUCUCCAGUAAUAGCCUUAAGCACUGCACCGAACUGGAACUCUUCAAGGCCGCCUGCCGGUGGCUGCGGUACGAGGAGCCGCGCAUGGAGUGCGCUGCGAAGCUGAUGAAGAACAUCCGUUUCCCUCUGAUGACGCCCCAGGAUCUCAUCAACUACGUCCAGACCGUGGAUUUCAUGCGGACCGAUAACACUUGCGUCAAUUUGCUCUUGGAAGCCAGUAACUAUCAAAUGAUGCCCUACAUGCAGCCGGUGAUGCAGUCGGAGAGGACGGCCAUCCGUUCGGACAGCACCCACCUGGUGACCUUGGGAGGGGUCCUCCGGCAGCAGCUGGUCGUGAGUAAGGAACUGCGGAUGUACGACGAGAAGGCGCACGAGUGGAGGUCCCUGGCCCCCAUGGACGCCCCCCGAUACCAGCAUGGCAUCGCGGUGAUCGGGAACUUCCUCUACGUGGUUGGCGGGCAGAGCAACUACGACACGAAAGGGAAGACCGCUGUGGACACAGUCUUCAGGUUCGACCCUCGCUACAAUAAGUGGAUGCAGGUGGCUUCCUUAAAUGAAAAACGGACCUUCUUCCACCUAAGUGCCCUCAAAGGUCAUCUGUAUGCCGUUGGUGGUCGCAAUGCAGCCGGAGAAUUAG